GUCCUCUGAUGGGGAAGACAGUUCUCAGUAUGGGGGGAUGUCAGAGCUAUACUGGGUCCACUGAGGAUGAGCCAAAGACUCUCAACUACAGUAGCAACAGCCUACUAAAACUGAAGAAUAAUAGUACUCAGUCAGCUCCAUCGUUGGGGGAGAAGCCUUACCUGCACAGUGACCUCCUCUGUGAGCGGGUUUGUGACGCUGACCUUUUCACCCUGUGUGCCCUGCCAGCUGGCCUGGACCUGCACGAGUGGUUGGCCACCAACACAAUCUACUUCUUCCAGCAGAUCAACCUUCUUUCCAGUGCAUUGUCUGAGUUCUGCACCUCCACAACCUGCCCUAAAGCCAGUGGCCCUGGAAACAAGGUGUAUGAAUGGACAGAUGAACAGGGCAGGAAGCUGAAGUGUUCAGCUCCUCUCUACACAGACUACGCCAUGUCUUACAUUCAGGAUCUACUCACAGAUGAAAAUGUGUUCCCCACCAGUGCAGGUGUACCAUUCCCUUCUGGGUUUGUGUACCUGCUGGAGAAAGUGUUUCUGUUGCUGUUCCGGACAUUGGCUCACCUGUACAGUUCACAUUUCAGAGAUGCUGUCACCGUGGAGAUACACCCCCACCUCAACACACUGUUCACACACUUUAUGACCUUUAGCCACGCCUUCAGACUAUUAGACAGCAGAGAGACAGCACCGCUGGAGGACUUGAUCACUGCACUUAUACAAUGCUAAUGUACACACAC
Molecule: messenger RNA, 733 nt
Organism: Chanos chanos (milkfish)
Lineage: Eukaryota; Metazoa; Chordata; Actinopteri; Gonorynchiformes; Chanidae
Product: MOB kinase activator 2
Exons: 5
Coding region: 9-722 (237 amino acids)
Source: RefSeq, a predicted model, not a curated record